This is a messenger RNA of Penicillium subrubescens, 1521 nucleotides long. RefSeq names its product F-box domain protein. Bases 1 to 1521 code for a protein of 506 amino acids. The record is from RefSeq and is a predicted model, not a curated record. Lineage: Eukaryota; Fungi; Ascomycota; Eurotiomycetes; Eurotiales; Aspergillaceae. The transcript is spliced from 2 exons.
AUGACCCAGUCACGUCAUAUUCACGAUCUUGCCGACGAGCUGUUGAGCGAAAUUCUAUCCUGCUUGCUAGAAGGACCUGGAUUCCGAGCCUCUAACGGCAAUACCGGCGCAAAUGGGUGUAAUGGCCAUUGCUUGGGGGAAUACAACGACCACCACGCGAGUGCCUAUGGCGAGGCAUCUGAGCUGGAUCGCUUUCGACUUGUCUGUAAACGAUUCAUGCGCAUCGGUACCCCACGCAAAUUCUCGAGGUUCAACCUGCGGUUCUCCGAGAAUGGCUUCCGCCGUCUAGACGAUCUGCUGGAGAUGCAGCUGGCCUGCUAUGUGAAAACGGUGACAUAUCUCGUGCGACCUUUCUAUCAAGGCAGCGACUGGACACCAGUACUUCGCACGCUCGGCGCCGAAGCCCCCAAACUCGCGCAAUUGCAUAGCCGCCGACUGCGCGAACAAACUACCCUGGUCAACACCAACCACGACCUAACGCAGCUGCGUGCUGCAAUUGCGGCAUUCUCGGCACUGCAAGAAAUCAAGCUUCUUCGUUUACAAGAUGAAGCCGACGAGCAAAUCCUCGAUUUCAUUCGCGACCAAGCCAUCGGCCACACCACGUCUGACGCCCAUUUCAACUGGGAAUCUGCAUGCUCACGGGCCGUCACCAACUUAGGCAUUGCUCUGCUCGAUUCCCAACGCACUUCAAUCCGCUUCAUUGGGCCGCAAAUCAGCCCCGAAGCAACCCUCCAACUUCUCGAAGCCCCCUCGACCACUCUGGCCGCAAUGGGCAGCCGCCUCACAAGCCUGGACAUCAACUUCCACGCCCAUGUUGACAUCACCGCAACCAUGUCUGACCUAUCACCCGUCUUCAACCGGUUCUUUACCGAGGCCAAAAACCUAGUCGCCAUCCAUAUUGGAUUUCCUGCCAAAGCCCCACUCAACUUGAACCUCGAAGCGAUCUUCCAUGGCAUCCGCUGGAAGACUCUGCGCACGCUGAGUCUACAGGGCUGGCGUCUCAGCGCAGACGAAAUUAUCUCGCUCGCGCGCCGGCAUCGCCAUCAUUUGCUCGAGUUGCGCCUCUACGCCGUCUACCUCCGAUCCGGCAGUCACUGGAGUGACGUGCUGUGCAUGCUCCGUGCAGAAAUGGAGCGACUGGCGCGGCUAGACCUACGCGAGAUCGACUACGCAGCAAACUUUGAUGCGCUGGCUAUCGACAGCGGCGUGGAGAUAUACGAUCCUCACCCCGUGGGCCCGGUAUCAUCGUCCGUCUCCGUCGCUGCGGGAACUUCCCCGCCGGAGAGACCCUUGCUCCCUGCAUUUGGGACCAAUGGCCAUGGGCAUCACCCCGCGCUAGCUUCGGGUGGGAGACUGUCGAGACGAAGGUCAUUGGAGAAGGUUCGGAGCUUGACCGUGGAGGAAUUGGGGGAUGAUGGGAUGCGUGUGCAUCGGGAUCAGGUGCAUCUUUGGGAAGCGUGGGUUUUAUCUGGGAUGCAGCGAGAGAUGCAGAAUGGGAAUUCUCAUUGGUGUUCGCGUUAG